AUGCCUAGGUUUUCGGUCGCGUUCGGAAGGCGGAAGUCGACCGCUGAAAACGCUGACAAUGCUCCGGCUGAGUCGUCCUUUCGUGUCCUGGAGCGCCCCGACGCCGGGAACAAGUUCCACGAGGCUGGCAAGUCUUUCGAUGGGACCAUAAGGUUGGGAGGCAAGACCCCUUCCAGGCCCAAAACGAGUGGCAGCGACAUACAUCACGACAACUUGUUCGCCGGCAUCAACAGGGGAAGCGCAUCCUCGAGCACCACCAAGGCCACCUCGACUGACAACUCCUCGCGCCAUAGCAACUCUUCCACUGCCCCAUCAUCCGCUGAUUCUGGUGAUGUACCGGUCCCGCCUAUUCCCAAGUCUUCAUCGGGUGGAUUCUUGAAGGCUGCCGGCCGAACAUUUUCUUUCGGGGGAGGAAAGAAGCCUCUACCCAUCGUACCGGCCCAACAAGAGCCAGUUCCGCACCUGAGUUCCGAAGCCCAGGACUAUAAUCACGUCUUGGCGCCUACUAGACCAAGGGCUACAACUACUUCAACCUCGACGACCGUGACACCACCCAGAGUGGACGACGACCUUGGUAUGGACUUGGGGGGUGACUUUGGGAAGAUGGUGCUUGGAAACGAAAAAAGGGCCUCCAUGGUGGGCAACCAGAACAAUCAGGACAACCAGAACAGCCAGAACUACCAGAACAGCCAUGCUACACAACCCGGCUUGGGACCGAGAUCCUUGACUGGAAACCGUCUCAGCCAGCCGUCGCCUAUUCAGGUUGACAGAACCGCAAAGGUUGAGCCCGCGCAACCGUCGUGGACUAGCCAGCACUCCAACGACCAGCUCCUCUCACCGACCAGCCCUCCCCAUUCGCCCCGAAACAAAGAGGUGGCCUCUCCUCUGUCUCGUCACAUGUCGCCCUUGGCUCGCGAGGCAAUCCGACCAAGCGCAUCCCCGGAAUCAAACCCAAGAAAGCCGUUGCUCGCACAUCGGAACUCGGACGCAGAACUGGGUGAGGGUGAAGAUGAGGAGGCAAGGCUUUUGAUGGAUUCGUUAUCUACUGUGAGCAAGUAUAUGGAUGCCCCUGAAAGGGCUGCGGGAUCUACAUCUGGCCCUUCUUCUGGUUCACGGUACCGCAGGGGUGGAAACGGUCUGCCCUCUGGGUUCAAGGACACCGCUCUGGGUGACGACGACAGCCUUUUCGAUACCAACCACAGCUACGCAUACGAAACAACAGUGAGCCGCAAUCGUGCCCAAAACUCGCAGUCGCAAGGGGCCAACAAGGUCAUGACUCCGGCCGAGUUCGAAAAGUAUCGCAAGGACAAGGAACGUCAGGACAGGGAGCGACAAAUGGAGUCUGCCAGAAACCAAGACCAGAGCGCUGCGGGCGAGGAAGACGAAGAGGACAACUAUGAUGAUGAGGAGGAUGAUUUGGAAAAGGCAAAGCAGCAAGCAAAGCAAAGGAAGAAGCAGGAAGCCCACAUGGCCGUUUACCGACAGCAGAUGAUGAAAGUAACUGGAGAGUCGGCAAACGCACCCAUGCCACGGCCUAACCUCCAGAUGUCUUUCAGCACUCCAAAUCUGCAGAACCCUGCGACUGGGCCAGCCACGUCUGAUAACUCGGAUGAAGACGAGGAAGUUCCAUUGGCCAUUCUCGCCGCCCAUGGCUUUCCGGGCAAGAACCGACCUCCGACCCGUCUGAGCACCAUGAUGUCGAACCCUAACCUCCGCGCCGCCCAGGAACCUAGCUAUCAACGGCCAGGGUCUGCAGCUGGCGGAGCAAUGGCGGCAGGCGGCCACCUCCCAGCUUUUGCCAGGAACUUGCCUCAAGACCCCUUCAUCGGUGCCGGUCUCGCUCGCAACAAUCCGCGGGAGAAUUUUGGCCUGGGAGGAGGAAGCCCUGCUCCUAUUAAUAUGAACCCGGGUGGUCCUCCUGGUGGUCUAAUUGGUGUCAUUGCAAGCGAAGAAAGAGCGAGGGCGAUGAGACGGGGCAGCCCUCAUAUACCAGAUCAACGGCCCAUUUCUGGUGCUGCCACCUUUGACCCGAUUGCCGGCAUUCCUCCGCACAUGAUGUACCCCAACAAGCCCAACCUGAUGACGCCUGGGGACCAAGCCCAGAUUCAAAUGACCCAGCAGAUGCAGCAGUUCAUGCAAAUGCAGAUGCAAUUCAUGCAGAUGAUGGCGGGUCAGAACGGCACUGGAGCACCGCGCCCAGAAGGGCAUAUGGCCACAGGUUCCAUCGGAAGCAUAGGCUCCGCCGCCGGCAUGCCUGGGUUCGCCGGAUUGCCGCAAAUGCCUGGAAUGUCUGGUGUUCCUGGUGGCCUAGGACUGGGCGGACCUGAUAUGCGUCACUCUUUCAUGGGCAACGAGUCGAUGCUUGAUGUGCCUCCCCCCCGGGGUGAUGCCCAGAUGCGUACCAUGAGCAUGGUUCAGCCCAGCUCGGCAUCUUGGAUCCAUCCUCAACAGCCUGCUGGCUUUGCCCCAUCCAUCCGGGUCACAGGAGGCUACGCGCCGUCAAUUGCGCCGUCGGAACGCAGCAACGUUGGCCUUCCUGGCCGCUACCGACCCGUAUCCCAAAUGGCAGCUCCAGCUCUACCACCGAUGCCGGUCGUGCAGCCGUUGGGGGCGAGCCAUAUGCGCAAGUCCUCGACCAUGUCGGGGGCCAACCAGCCUACUGUUACCGUGAAGCAGUCUGGCAGUGCCUCGGAUGACGACGACGAUGAGCAGGGAUGGGAAGCCAUGAAGGCCAAGCGUGAGAAGAAGAGGUCCCUGUGGAAGAGGAAGAAGUCAGUGAGCGGUGAUGCCGGCACACUAAUCAUGUAA
Molecule: messenger RNA, 2808 nt
Organism: Sordaria macrospora k-hell
Lineage: Eukaryota; Fungi; Ascomycota; Sordariomycetes; Sordariales; Sordariaceae
Source: RefSeq, a predicted model, not a curated record